UCAUUCGGAUUUUUAACUUCGAGUGGUUAACUUGUACUUUUGCGCUUACGUAAUUAAAGGGAUAAUUGUUAAAAUUUUGAAAUAAAUUUAUAUAUAUAAAUGGUUAAAAUGCCUAAUCAAAAAGACAACUCCAACCACAAUGGAAAUUAUAAUGACGAGGAUAUCAAUGAGCCCGAAUGCUUGCGAAAAUUGUUUAUUGGUGGAUUAGAUUACCGUACCACUGAUGAUGGUCUUAAAUCGCAUUUUGAAAAAUGGGGUAAGAUAGUUGAUGUGGUGGUUAUGAAGGAUCCUAGGACCAAGCGAUCACGUGGCUUUGGAUUCAUCACCUACUCGAGGUCAACCAUGGUUGAUGAUGCCCAAAAUGCUCGUCCACAUAAGAUUGAUGGCCGCGUUGUAGAACCUAAACGUGCAGUGCCACGUCAAGAUAUUGACAACCCGCAUGCCGGUGCUACGGUUAAGAAACUAUUUGUGGGUGGACUUAAAGACGACCACGAUGAACAAUGUCUACGCGAUCAUUUCGGACAAUAUGGCCAAAUAACAGAUGUGAACAUUGUAAUUGAUAAAGAGACUGGCAAAAAGCGCGGCUUUGCUUUUAUUGAGUACGAUGACUACGACCCAGUUGAUAAAAUUGUUUGUAAGUAGAUAUAGUAGAUUUUA
Messenger RNA from Rhagoletis pomonella (apple maggot), 657 nucleotides. RefSeq names its product heterogeneous nuclear ribonucleoprotein 87F-like. Gene Ontology annotation, molecular function: RNA binding. The record is from RefSeq and is a predicted model, not a curated record. Bases 100 to 642 code for a protein of 180 amino acids. Lineage: Eukaryota; Metazoa; Arthropoda; Insecta; Diptera; Tephritidae. The transcript has 2 exons.